CUCCCGCCCCACCACCAGACACCUUGUUAAGCAGCCCAGACAAGAAGAAAGCGCGCGCACGACCUCACGAGCAAAGGUCCACAACAAAAAACAAAGAAGAAGAAAGAAAGAAAGAAAUGCAGCUGAACAACUGGACGAUGCUCACGCGUCUGGAGCUGGUUGUUAUCUAACAUUAGUUUAAAAAGAAGAAGAAAAAGAAAAAGAAGAAGAAGAUGAAGAAGCACCUGAGUCCCACUAAGCUGCCGCCGUCGGACGCGUCGGUCCUCCAGCUCCGGGAGUUGCUGUCCGCCGGCAGCAGCGCCUACAGCCUCCCCACGCAGCACUGCAACGAGGUCUUCCCCCGGAUAUACAUCGGCAACGCGUUCGUUGCCCAGAAUCCAAUGCGUCUCCAGAAACUCGGAGUGACGCAUAUCCUCAACGUGGCGGAGGGCACCUCCUUCAUGCACGUCAACACCAGCGUGGAGUUCUACGCCAGCACGGGCGUCACCUACCACGGCAUCCGGGCCAACGACACGGAGCAGUUCAACCUCAGCGCCGUCUUUGAGGAGGGGGCGGACUUCAUCGACAAGGCCCUGGCGCACAACAACGGUCAAGGGAAAGUGUACGUCCACUGCAGAGAAGGCUACAGCCGCUCCCCCACCAUGGUGGUCGCCUACCUCAUGCUGCGCCACAAAAUGGAUGCCCGUCUGGCGGUGGCCACCGUGAGCACGAGAGAAAUCGGGCCCAACGACGGCUUCCUUCGCCAACUGUGCCGCCUCAACGAGAAGCUGGCGAGGGAAGGCAAGCUGAACGGGGAGGAGGGCAAGCUAAAGACCGAGAGCGAGGCCCCGCCUCCGCCCGACACGCCUUUCAGACUGACCCCACCCUGACCAAGCCAGCAUCCAUAUGACACCCCAGGGGGUAUUCUGAAACACAAACGUACAGGCAUUUAUCUUUGGAGAUAAUUAUGAUGUCACGCACACACACACACACACACACACACACAUGCUGAUUUUCCAUCUUGUGUUCUCGUCUGUCACUGCUGCUCUGUAUGUAAAGGGACACCUCCUCAGGGGGCUCUUCCUCCGGUUCCCACGAAGAGUGUGAUCUUGAAUACUCCCCCCCACACACACAUACCUUUUUUCUAAACUGCACACCACACAGAUGUGCAAACGUACCUUGCAGCAUUCCUUCAACCCCCCCUUUACCUCCAGACAGUGAACAAUUUGCCCAGAUUCUUAAGAUUUCCAUAAUUAAAUAGAUUAUAGCACAAUCAUUCCAUAGUUUUCCACUGCCGGGAAUGUCAGCGAUUUCUCCGCCAGCAGGAGCACUACAGAUGAACUCUUUAGAAUUUUUUUAAAAAGUGGAUGGCCAAACAUGAUGCAGGCAAAACUAAAAACAAGAGUAAAAUAUGUGAACGCGUGGAGGAAAAUCUCACAAACAUUCCACGAUCGCCGCCCCUCAGUGAUUGUGUGUGUGUGUGCGCUCUCAAUCCUUAAAACAAACAUCCCUCCCACCUUCAGGGGCAGAUAUUAAAAUGCACAAACGAUUCACACGAGGAUCCUCUAGUUUGACAGCGGUAGCGUCGCACCUGGCGGCUGACAGCAAAGGUCGAGAUGAUUAAAAGAUAUGGAGCUGCUGGGCGUGAGGGGGGGGGGGGGCCGCGGUGUUGUUCACGUGGUCGCCGUAUUUAGCCGCUGAUGCGACGAAUAUUAAAUGUGAGGUUGUUUUAGUUUGUCAUUGAGCUCGAUCAGCUUACAAGCGAGACAAAUCCAAUUUCGGCAACUGAAUAUCAUCUUGAAAAGGGAAUGAGCUCAUUUACAGUAUUUCGUGUCUGAAGGGGCUUAGUGACUGAUUACAUGUUCUCCUGCAUGAUAAUAAGAGGGAAGAUGUGAUGACCUUCUCUCGAGCAGCGUGGUACGAUGUCAUGCUGCUCACGGACUCUUUAUCUGGAUGCAAAGAGCAGGUUCAGUUCUGAUAAACACACAAUCUGCUGGUUUAGUUUGUGUUUCGUAUUAAAACUAACAGAAAACAUAUAAUCAGAUUUUAAUCAGCCCUGCUCUCUACACAGGCCACGCUACAAGUGGAUUUUUACAUUUAUACUUUUAUACGUGUACCUACAGUGAUUAUGUUUUAGGCUCUGAACGCUGCCAAGUCGCAGAUGACCUACGCUUACUACUGUACCUGAACGCACCCUGUCUAGAUGGUUAAUUAAAGGACGUCUAAACUAAGCCAGCGGAUUUUUAAAAAUGCUGUUUGACACGUUUGAGAAGAUCUCCGCUCACAGAAACGAUGGAGAAUCUCUUUUUUAAUGAAGCCAAGGUCACCAUUUAGGUUUUUUUCGUCGCCAUAUUUUACUCGUCAGAAACUAAAUGAGCAAAAAGUUGAGAUUUGAUCAUCAACGCUUUCGAUGAUCAACGCUUUCGAUCAUGAACGCUUUUGAUCAUGAACGCUCCACAUUGAUCUUAACAGUAUUUCCUGCGCUGCUGAACUGAGGCGUCCGACAAAAUGAACAUAAAGACAACACUUCACUGUCAGUUCUCCCAGAGAAAAUGCAAAGAACAUCGAAAUUGAACAUAUAUCCGUUGUUUUCAACUACGUACAAUACAAAAAAACUGUUCCGGGACGCUGUUAAAGCGGUUAACACUUUAAAUAUUCAGAAACACACAUUGCCAACACCACAACAACAUGUCUCGUAGCUUUGUGUUUCAAAACAGAUUUUCACCAGUUUACCGCCUUCAAACUAGAGGCCUUUUAGUUUUAUCUGUAGGAUGCGGUCACCGGGGGUCCACUGCCGACUCCCUGACUCAGAGAUUCAAUCAGUAUCCAAUUUCACAUCGUUUCAUCAACACAGUUUGUCAGAGGUCCACACACACACACACACACACACGUCUCACUCCUCAGCGCGUGUGUUUAUUAUGCCUGACUCUACGCACACACCGUGGGGCUAAGUCACAGUUUUUGUUUGUAUGUACGAUAAAGCAUUGCAAUAUAUGUCAAUACCCCCAUCAGAUAUAUAGAAUGUCCUCACGUCUAAAUACCAGGCUGCGGUUGUUACAUAUAGACAUCAACAGCAGAUUGACAACACAUGUUUAAGAAAGUAUUUAUUACUGUAAACUAAACCUAGUGCCAGAAAGCAUGAAUCCAGAGAGGAGAGUGGAAACUAGGUUGUCUCACCUCAUUAAUGGCACUAUUUAUUCCUCCUUUGAUAUAUCUGCAUACAUAUGAAUAUAUACAUGGAUAUACAUAUUUAAGUGUUGACAUAUAUGAAUGUAUGAGCAAUGUGUGUAUAACGUGUAGGUAUCGUCAGUACGUCUAAAGUCCUUAUAUAUCGUUAUAUUUGGAGACAACGUCGUGGAACAGCUUCUUCAUUCUCUCUGUUCCACGGUCGAUUACAUGUGCAUUCAUAUUCAAAUAUAA
This is a messenger RNA of Pseudoliparis swirei, 3399 nucleotides long. RefSeq names its product dual specificity phosphatase 3a (gene dusp3a). Gene Ontology annotation, biological process: negative regulation of MAPK cascade; protein dephosphorylation. The record is from RefSeq and is a predicted model, not a curated record. Gene Ontology annotation, molecular function: MAP kinase phosphatase activity; protein tyrosine/serine/threonine phosphatase activity. Gene Ontology annotation, cellular component: cytoplasm. NCBI's taxonomy places the organism in Eukaryota, Metazoa, Chordata, Actinopteri, Perciformes, Liparidae.